Heterostelium album PN500 is the source of this 1272-nucleotide messenger RNA. RefSeq lists its product as uncharacterized. The record is from RefSeq and is a predicted model, not a curated record. Gene Ontology annotation, cellular component: mitochondrion. Gene Ontology annotation, molecular function: GTP binding; GTPase activity. The coding region runs from base 1 to 1272 and encodes 423 amino acids. NCBI's taxonomy places the organism in Eukaryota, Evosea, Eumycetozoa, Acytosteliales, Acytosteliaceae. The transcript is spliced from 2 exons.
AUGUUACUUUUUUUUGGUGGUGGUAGUGCUGCUGCCACUGCUGCCACUGCUGCUGUUGGCACGACGAAUCAAUCUUUUAGAAGUAGUUUUACUUAUGGUGGAAAGAUCAAUUGGUUCCCAGGUCAUAUGAUCAAAGCGACCAAACAACUGAAAGAGAAUAUCAAGAAUGUCGAUGUUGUUCUCGAGAUACGAGACUCGAGAGCACCUCUCUCCACUGAGAAUCCACUGCUACAGGAUAUACUGAGGCAGACCUUCAAAGACGGUGCGAAAAAGACACACAUCGUUGUCUUUAACAAAGCCGACAUGUCAAAUCACAAUCUGCAAUCAAAGAUCAAAUUGUACUACGAUCAAUACAAUCGACUAACUGAAGAUCGUGCUUAUAACAAACACAUUGCAUUCACUCAAUCCGCAUCGAAAACAAACUCUGCCGCCACAACACAUCAAUCUCAUCCACGUCAUCCCUAUCAAGUAAUAAAAAAUGCAGUUGAAUUACACAGGCAACAACAAGACAAACUACAGCAACAACAACAACAACAAGAAAAUAAUAAUAAUAACAAUAAGAUAAUUGAUACAACGAUAAUAGAUAGAAAACAAAUGAAAAAGGAAAUCAAUAUGUUGGUGAUUGGCGUGCCAAACGUUGGAAAGAGUUCGCUGAUCAAUUCGAUCAGGAAUGCCUGUAGGAUGACAAAGUCGGCAAAGACUGGUGCACUCCCGGGUGUCACUAGAAAUAUCACGGGAUUCCGUGUAUCCGAUGAUCCUCCUGCUUUCCUGGUGGACACCCCCGGUAUUAUGAUUCCGGGUGUUCUCGAGGACGUCGAGAGAGCUCUGACUCUGUCGCUGGUCGGCGCCAUCAGUGAGAAGAUCGUCGACCACACCGUAGUCGCCGACUACCUGUUGUUCAAGAUGAAUCAAAUGCGAAUCACCACCUAUGUCACCGUGUUGAAGUUGGAUGCACCGACCGACGAUAUCAAUCGGCUACUCGAGCAUAUCUGUCAACUGAAAGGAAUGUACCUGACGAAUCAACAGCAAUUCCAACAGAUAAAACUGAACAACGAUCGACUAAACUCAAACAAAACCAACGACACUGAACAAGCAUCACGCUACCUGAUAAACCUAUUCCGUGAAGGCAAAUUCGGUAACUUCACACUCGAUAAAAUACCUUCUCCUCCAACUUCACUCGACCAAAUCAUCAUAACAACACCAAACACACUUGAAAUACUUCAACAACAACAACAACAACAAUCUAAAGAUCAAUUAAUAAAUGAAAAAUAG